AUGGCUUCAUCAGCGGCUUCGGACCCCUUUUAUGUGGCGCGAGAUGAGGUUCAAAACUCGGUGGAUGUGAUGAAUGAUCGGUACCAAGAGUGGCAGGCCAAGCAGGCUUCGGGCGUUAACCUGGCUAGAUCGGCCAGCUUCGAGGAUCUUCAGCGGAAACUCAGAGAUGAUACGCAUUCUUUGACGGCCGACUUGCGAGAUGUGGAUGCGAGUAUUAGAGCUGUUGAGAAGCACCCUGAGCGAUUUCCGCAUUGUACGCCUAGCGAGCUCGCGAAUCGACGAGAUUGGGCUACUAGGAUGAGGCAACAGGUGCGGGAUGUCAAGAACGCCAUGGGCUCUGAGGCAGCCCGAGAGAGGCUGAGUAAAGACCGUGCAAUGCUGCAGAUGGAAGAGGGAGCGGCGAGGCAGGCGACUGCUCAGGAGAACUCGAGGCUGUUGGGGACGAAUAAACAAGUCCAGGAGCAGAUAGUAGAGGAUCAAGAUGAACAGCUCGAUGACCUCGCCAGAGUUACUCAUCGGCUGGGGGAAGCGGCACAGGCCAUCAACGUGGAGUUAUAUGACCAGCAGCGGAUGCUGAGCGAGCUGGAUGAGAACAUUGAUAGGCAACAGGAGCAGAUGAACUUUGUCAUGGGGGGUCUGUCGAGGCUGCUGAAGACCUCUGACCACAAGCAGCUGUGCACGGUCAUCGCACUGUUCUUGAUACUGGUAUUCCUACUUAUGUGGAAUCUCAACCUCUGA
Molecule: messenger RNA, 738 nt
Organism: Perkinsus marinus ATCC 50983
Lineage: Eukaryota; Perkinsozoa; Perkinsida; Perkinsidae
Product: Syntaxin-6, putative
Exons: 8
Coding region: 1-738 (245 amino acids)
Biological process (GO): intracellular protein transport; Golgi vesicle transport; vesicle fusion
Cellular component (GO): endomembrane system; membrane; SNARE complex
Molecular function (GO): SNAP receptor activity; SNARE binding
Source: RefSeq, a predicted model, not a curated record